Alosa sapidissima (American shad) is the source of this 1828-nucleotide messenger RNA. Its product is annotated as cytochrome P450 2J2-like. The transcript is spliced from 9 exons. The coding region runs from base 121 to 1614 and encodes 497 amino acids. The record is from RefSeq and is a predicted model, not a curated record. Gene Ontology annotation, biological process: xenobiotic metabolic process. NCBI's taxonomy places the organism in Eukaryota, Metazoa, Chordata, Actinopteri, Clupeiformes, Clupeidae. Gene Ontology annotation, molecular function: oxidoreductase activity, acting on paired donors, with incorporation or reduction of molecular oxygen, reduced flavin or flavoprotein as one donor, and incorporation of one atom of oxygen; iron ion binding; heme binding. Gene Ontology annotation, cellular component: intracellular membrane-bounded organelle; cytoplasm.
CUCGGUAUAAACGUGCCCUAGUUCGUUCACGCCUUUUUUAUGGAGCUUGACAGCAGGACCUAGACAGCCAGUGCUAAAGCCAACUCGGUUCGUUCGCAUUACGACAACUGUGUUCCGAAAAUGCAGAUUAGUCUGCUACUGCAAUCGCUCGACUUGAAGAGCAUUUUGCUUUUUCUCCUCAUAUUCCUUGUAAUUGCCGACUUCCUCAAGAAUCGAAAACCUGCCAACUAUCCCCCAGGGCCAUUGGCAUUACCCUUCGUGGGAAACAUCUUCAACAUCGAUUCCAAACAGCCACAUAUUUACUUCACCAAGUUGGCUGAGGUUUAUGGCAAGAUUUUUGCUAUACGUCUGGGCCGAGAUGAAAUGGUGUUUGUCACUGGCUAUGAAUUGGUGAAAGAGGCCCUUGUGGGCCAGGCUGAGAACUUUGUGGACCGGCCCUUUAGCCCAUUCGCUGACAGAGUUUACCCAGGAAAUGCCGGUCUGUUCUUCAGUAAUGGACAUAGAUGGAGGAGGCAUCGUCGUUACACGCUGACCACACUCAGAAACUUGGGCUUGGGGAAGAAGACGAUGGAGAAUGCCAUCUGUGAGGAGUGCCGCUACCUUCAGGAGGAGAUGGAGAGGCAAAAAGGUGAUCCAUUUGAUCCAAAAGCGCUACUCAACAAUGCUGUUUCCAAUAUAAUUUGUCAGAUGGUAUUUGGACAGCGUUAUGAUUAUACUGAUCAUACUUUCCAGAAGAUUCUCCGCGCAUUGAAUGACUUAAUAUAUCUCGAGGGAACAAUAUGGCUACAGCUGUAUGAGGCCUUUCCUGCCAUAAUGAAGUACCUGCCUGGGCGACACAAUGACCUGUUUAGCCACUAUGAACACAUUGGUGCAUUUAUAAGGAAAGAGGUGGAGAGGCACAAGGACAACUUUGACCCAAACGACCCCAGAGACUACAUUGAUGCCUACAUCACUGAGAUGAAUAGUGGAUCGUGUGACCCCACUGAUGGGUUUACUGAGACCAAUCUGGUUCUAAACUCACUGGACCUGUUUGUUGCUGGGACAGAAACCACUUACACAACCCUGCUGUGGGGCCUGAUACUGCUGAUCAAAAACCCAGAUGUGCAGGAGAAGGUGCAAGCAGAAAUUGACCAUGUAGUCGGGCAGUCACGCCAACCCAGCAUGGCUGACCGAGCCAAUAUGCCGUACACUGACGCUGUGAUCCACGAGAUUCAGAGAGUAGGAAAUAUUAUACCACUGAAUGCCCUGCGGGUAGCUGAAAAGGACACAACACUGGGAGGAUACUUAAUACCCAAGGGUACAGCAUUGAUGACCAAUCUGACCUCAGUGCUGUUUGAUAAGUCUGAAUGGGAGACACCAGGGGAAUUCAACCCAGGUCACUUUCUGGACUCCGAGGGCAAGUUCAGGAGACGAGACGCAUUCAUGCCCUUCUCUGCUGGAAAGCGGGUGUGCCUUGGGGAACAGCUGGCUAGGAUGGAACUGUUUUUGUUUUUCGUGAGCCUGUUUCAGAAAUUUAGGGUUUCUACUCAAGAAGGAGUCGAGUUAAGCCUGGAAGGAGAUGUGGGAGUCACACGCACCCCAUUCCCUUUCAAAAUAUUUGCUCACUCACGAUGACGGAGUAUUGAUCUUUUCAAUAUAUUAAACUUAUGCAACAUUUAUAGGAUAAAUGCAACAUACAUUUCAACACUCAUUUUAGGGCUUUCCCUGUGACAAAGUACAUAUAAUAGUGACUAUAUCUGACCAAGGAUUGUAUGUAAGGCAGAAUAACUUAGAAUAGAAAAUUCAAACUCUGGAACUAAUACAAUUUGUAUUAUUUUAUAUUAUUAUU